UAACGGGUCAAUAAUCACUACAACAUCAGCUGAUUUUCUAAACUUGUAAAUAAAAAAAGUAUGUGAGGUAUGAUCUCAAAAUACAAAAUUAAAGAUGCCUCCUAUGUACAACGUGCCAAUUAUUCCUCAAAAUUUAAGAAGAGAAGAAACUGUGGUACAGAUAGCUGAUGCUCUAAAUUAUUUAUCAGAAACUGCAAAUGAUGUAUUUAAUCGAAUUAAUAAACGAAUAGAGUCCAACAACCAACAGUUAUCCACUUUAGUAAAUAGGAUUGAAGAUGCGCAUUCAAAAGUGUCUACAUUAAAAGGGGCGAAAAAAGCUACGCAAGUUUUUUCUAGCAGCAAAUAUCCCGCUGUUGAUGUGCACAGAAAUUAUAAAUCUGUUUUCGGAGACAUGGGUAAAUUGGAAAUAACAAGGUCUAAUAUAAAAUACAAGGAUGUUCCGUUUAAAAGUGUGCCUAAUGAACCUCUUCAAUUAUACCAUGUGAAAUUAAACAAUCCAAACUUGCAGGAAGAUAUUGGAGGGUUAGGUUCUGUUCCUUGUGAUGUUAACUCUAUCAAUGAUCUUUUACUGUACAAUACUGGAACAAAUCCAUACAAGAAGUACAUUAUAUCUGAUCCUCUACAAUCCUCCAUUACUACUAAAAAAGAAGACUCCGCAGAUACCACUACCGAAAUAUGUGCAGCUCCACAUUCCAUAUCUGAUAGAACCACUUUAACCAGAUCCGCUACUGAAUCAUAUUUUUAUGCACCUCAUUUAGGCGAUGUCCCGCGUAUUGAUGUACCAUUAGAUCUUCCAGACUUACCAGGCAUUGCUAACGAUUUACGUUACGUGGAUGAGCGUGGUCAAGGUAUUGCGCCAUCAGUUACAACUACACCUAACAUUCCAGACCUUCCACCAUUAGUAGAAGUACCACAGGAACCAGAGGAAAUUGCAAAUAAAGUAGUGCCUCCACCACCACCGCCAGUUGAAAUAAUUCAACCUCCAGUACCUCCAAUUCUUGAGCAAGAAGAGUUGAAUUUACCUGCGCCCGAAAGGAAUGAUAAAGCUGAAACACCUGCCAAAUCGGUAAAUAACGUGGUAAACCAGCCUAUGGCUAACAGUGAUAAUGCUCAUGCAAUGCUUAUGGAAGCUAUUCGUAAAGCUGGAGGAUCAAAAAAUGCAAAUUUGAAAGCAGCAGAACCUAAAAAAGCUGUGGUUGGUACAGAUUUAAUGGCUGAUUUACACGCUAAACUUUCACUCAGAAGAAAAGGCAUCUCCGGUUCUAAAAACCAAGAAAUACCUCAAUUUGACGCCAACUCUACUAUGAAUAAGGUUUCUGCUAUGAUUCCUCCACCGCCACCAAAACACGAUUAUAAUGAAUCGACCAAUACUGAAGACGAAGACUGGGACGAAUAAUAUUUCCUGAUAUUGUUAUAUUUAUAAUACUGUUAUGUAUUAUUGAGUUUAUUUUUUCUUGUAUCAUGUACAGUUUUAUAUACUUAAAAAUAUAAAUAUGCUGUGAUA
This is a messenger RNA of Photinus pyralis (common eastern firefly), 1504 nucleotides long. RefSeq names its product WASH complex subunit 1 (gene wash). Gene Ontology annotation, cellular component: recycling endosome; WASH complex; early endosome. Lineage: Eukaryota; Metazoa; Arthropoda; Insecta; Coleoptera; Lampyridae. The record is from RefSeq and is a predicted model, not a curated record. Gene Ontology annotation, molecular function: gamma-tubulin binding; alpha-tubulin binding. The transcript has a single exon. Bases 95 to 1396 code for a protein of 433 amino acids. Gene Ontology annotation, biological process: endocytic recycling; retrograde transport, endosome to Golgi; Arp2/3 complex-mediated actin nucleation.